Messenger RNA from Lichtheimia ornata, 681 nucleotides. RefSeq lists its product as uncharacterized. Lineage: Eukaryota; Fungi; Mucoromycota; Mucoromycetes; Mucorales; Lichtheimiaceae. The coding region runs from base 1 to 681 and encodes 226 amino acids. The transcript has 2 exons. The record is from RefSeq and is a predicted model, not a curated record.
AUGCUCGCCUUGUACAUCUUCAGCUAUGACUCCCUUUACCACAAGGGACAAGCUAUCAAAGGUAUCCAAACAGCACUUUCAGACUACGGCAACGUUCUUGACUAUGGUAUCCUUCGCGAUCACGAUUCCGUUCCUCAAGGGAAGGCUGCGCCACUUGAGAUUACGCUAACUCGAUACAACGACAUGCCGCUACAGUUGCAUGGCCCAACUCAGAUGAUCUGUUUCAUGUUACGUGGGCAGAAAUGCCGCUCCAUUGCCUUCAUUGCCACCAAGCUGGUCACGCUACAUCUGCAUGUCCUAAUCAAAUACCUGUUCUUGUUUGUUGGUCAUUCCCACGACCACACCUUGCCUCGUUCACCUUCGUCUCAAUUCAACAGCCACUCAUCCGAUAUCUCCAUGUUAAAACUUGAUCUAUCGCCUAUUGAAAGCCAUAAUGACAAUAUCAUUAACGAGUACACACCUGAUGAUUUUGAUAAAAACAUGCCUUUGCCAACACCACAAUCCACAUCCAGCCUUCUUAGCCAUAUCCACCAUACCUACCCUAUGUCUGACCAAGCCAAACACAUCACCGACACCUUUUCGCUCUUGAAUUUCUUGGUUGAAUCAUCAGCCAAAUCAGUCAACCUUUUGUCUCCUCUGCCCCAUCCUCUCAUUUUCGGGAAGUCCCUCGCCACCGAGUAA